CCAUAUUCCCUGAUCAUCGUCCCCUUCACCUCCUUCUCAAAUGCCAAGAAUUGCCGGUCGAGAUGGAGCCCUCAUCGUCGGAGAAGCAUGAGGCCUACUAUGACGACGACGACGAAGCGAAACCAGAGCGGGUCGUCCAAGUCCCCCGGCAAAAGUACAUCCCCGUCACUAAGGCGCAGCUUUUGGACGCCAUUUUGACGACCGCGUUCGACGACCCGGACGAAGCCCUUCAGUUCCUCAAUGUGUCUCGGUGUUUGGACGCCAUUAUUCAUGCUGAACAUAAGGUCGUUCUAGAAGACAUGCGGGCUGAUUAUUCCAUCAUUUCGGGUUUCGCGGGAAAGGAGGAAACGGUUGAUGAUGGGAGGCAAAGCGAGGUCGUCGCCGAUGAGAUGAAGUCCGACGCGACCAUGAGCGGCGAGGAGGGUCAGAUAGAAGUUGAGGAGCAAUUUCCUCUAAUGUCCUCUACUAUGUUGAAGAAACUGGUUGGUUCUUCCGUAAACAGUGGGAGGUAAUGCGGUGGUGAUCCAUCCAGAGUCGCUGUGGCCACUCGUUUCCAGCGGGCUUUCAUGCGACUUCUUUGUAAUGCACAGUUUGAAGAGCUAUCGGCUAGCGAUUUAAUGUUGACAUCCG
Molecule: messenger RNA, 630 nt
Organism: Eucalyptus grandis
Lineage: Eukaryota; Viridiplantae; Streptophyta; Magnoliopsida; Myrtales; Myrtaceae
Exons: 3
Coding region: 63-512 (149 amino acids)
Source: RefSeq, a predicted model, not a curated record